This is a messenger RNA of Harmonia axyridis, 1886 nucleotides long. Its product is annotated as T-cell activation inhibitor, mitochondrial. The record is from RefSeq and is a predicted model, not a curated record. Gene Ontology annotation, cellular component: mitochondrion. NCBI's taxonomy places the organism in Eukaryota, Metazoa, Arthropoda, Insecta, Coleoptera, Coccinellidae. The coding region runs from base 287 to 1780 and encodes 497 amino acids. The transcript has 9 exons.
CUUUAUUUAUAUUCAAAAUGAAUAAACAGGAUAAUUAUGCUAUUUGACUAUUUUGAUUUUGAUAGCAAUAAGGGAUAUAUUAAGAAACGAGAGAAGAGUUUUCAGGUUAGUGAAUUGAGAGAUAUUAUUUAUUGAAAUUUGAAAUAAAUGUCAAUGAAGUAAAUUUACAAAAGAAAAUUAUUCAUUUUGGAAUAAUGAGCUACAAAUCAUAACUUUUUUAGUCAGGAUAUAUUUCAACGUCUAUUUACAAAAUAGAUAUACCGCUUGAAAUAAUUGCUCAUUGAUUAUGUUGCAUCUUAAUAGAAAUAUCCCCUACCUACCUACAUUUAGAAAUAUUAGAUGCCUGAGUACUUCUGAAAUAUCAACAGCCUUGAAACCAUUUUAUUUUGCUGUACAUCCAGAUCUUUUUGGGCAGUAUCCUGAGCAAAGGAUCAUAAAUGAGAACUCUCUCCAGCAGUUGAGUUCCAUCAUGGAAACUUUACAGAAUAAAAGAGCUGUAAAACCAAUAACAUUACCAUUUUACUUAAAGGGAAAGGAGAAAAAUGGUAAGUGCAAAUUAAAUUUUUGGAAAAGUCUUUUCAAUAUAUUCUUUCAAGGAAGUUUUCGAUAUGUGAAAAUAAAUAUCAAGUCACCAAAUUUGCGGGAAACAGUUCUAACGAUCCUGAAAAGUUGUGAUUUAUCCACUGAAUAUGUGGACAAAAUUCCCAAACCUCCUGAGCCAACUUACAUAUCACAAACGAUCAAGGUUAAUGUAGAUAAAAUGGAUUUUUCUAACCUGAGUGAAAACGAUCCAAUAUUUGGUCAAUUCGUUAUAAAACAAAAAAUUAAAGAAGCUCAAGAUUCCUUCAAACUAAGAAAUUGGCUUUUUAAAAAUCAUCAGAAAGCGAAGCUUUUAGGUGAGAAAAAUAGGCCACUGGCUGAAGAGGUGAAAAGAUUGCAAGAAGCUAUUAGGGAAGAGUGGGAUUUAUUGGAAAUAAAAUGGAAUUGUGGAUGGAAUGAAACCCAGUAUAGAGGCUGUUUGCAGAGUUUCAUGGCACUAGCUGAGCAACAUCCUGACGCUAUGCAUCAGUUAAAAGGUAAAGUUCUGGUUUUUGCUCCAUUCACGGGUAUAAGUUUAGAUGGUCACAUUAUGUUGAAUAGCGCAGAAGUUCGUCAUAAUUGGCUAGAAUUGAUAAAAAAUGUCUCCUCUUAUGAUGCUGUUCUUGCAAGGAUACCGAAUUUCGAGAAAGCUGUUUCACAGGUUCUGAGAAACAUAAAAAUCGGAAGAAGGAAAUUCAUGUUUAAAAUUAUGGCAGGAGAGUAUGAAAGAAAUUUAAUGCAAAUAACUACUUCGAUGAGUGAUUAUCUUAGUUACAGGAAAUUUCCUAAAAUUUGGCCUGCAACUCUGCAGAAUUUUGAACUAGUUGUUGAAAAUGAAGCAGGACCACUAAUGGUGUCUCCAACGGGCCAAUUCAUAAUCCCUAGUUCUUUACCUGGUCAGUUACUAGUCAAUUUUAUAACAACUCACAUGGAAGAGGCAAAAAUAAAAGCAAACAACUAUAAACAGGAUAAACACAAAGAGAAAUACCUACAUAGCAAAUGUAAAAACGACUUCAAAUUAGAAUUUCUAACAAAGGACGACAACGUGACACCAGAACUAAUGAUAAAAUGCUGCGAGAAGUUAUUGAAUAACAAAAAUGAAGUCGAUACAUUUUUGGAAGGAAUGACUCUAAACAUCUGCACAUAUUAUUCAGUCCUAUCUGAUGGAGUUAUUUGUAUUCCUUGGAAUUUCGAAUUAUAACUCGUACUCAUCGAUAUUUUGUGGAAUUUAAAUGAGAGAAAUGAACUGAUAAAAUGAAGCUAUAUUUAUUAGGAAAUUUACUGAAUAAAUCAAAUUCGUAAAAAUA